AUGGAAAAAUAUAUAAGCAUCAACGAUUUGGAAGAAGCAGCCGCUUCUAUCCUACCCAAAGCUGCUAGAGAUUAUUACAAGAGCGGUGCAACGGACGAAUAUACAUUACAAGAAAAUAAACGCGCAUUCCAAAGAUUGCGAAUUCGACCAAAGUGUUUCGUUGGCUUAACUGAUUGCAACCUACACACAACUGUAUUAGGAAAUGAAGUAUCUAUGCCGGUAGGAAUAUCGCCCACUGCAAUGCAGAGAAUGGCCCAUCCUGAUGGCGAAAUUGCGAAUGUUAAAGCUGCGGAGAAAGAGGGUGUCAUUUUUACUUUAAGUACAAUCGCAACUAGUUCAAUCGAAGAAGUAGCGGAGGCUGCCCCCAAAGCAAUAAAAUGGUUUCAACUCUACAUUUACAACGAUAGGGAAGUAACAAGAAAUUUAGUUUUGAGGGCCGAAAGAGCAGGUUUUAAAGCAAUCGCACUUACAGUUGACACUCCGCUUUUUGGACUGAGGCGAGCGGAUGUUCGAAAUAAAUUUACUUUACCCCCUCAUUUGAGGCUUGCAAAUUUCGAAGGCCAUCUUUCUACUAAAAUCCAUACAUCCGGCGAAGGAAGUGGAUUAAAUACAUAUGUUAAUAAUCUUUUCGACAAGAGUUUGACAUGGGAUGAGAUAAGGUGGUUGAAAAGCUUCACAAAGUUGCCCAUUAUUGCAAAAGGCAUUCUCCGUGGCGACGAAGCUGUAAAAGCCGUUGAAGCUGGAUGCGACGCUAUUUUGGUUUCAAACCACGGAGCUAGACAAUUAGAUGGAGUGCCGGCAACGAUUGAAGUACUUCCAGAAAUAGUACAAGCGGUGAAGAAUUACGACGUGGAAGUGUACUUGGAUGGUGGUGUCACCACAGGCACUGAUGUCUAUAAAGCCUUAACGCUUGGUGCUAAAGCGGUAUUCGUGGGGCGUCCAGCUUUGUGGGGGUUGGCUAUAGGAGGACAAGCUGGUGUUCAACGCAUGCUCAACAUAUUUAGAACUGAACUGGAGUAUACAUUCCAAAUAGCAGGUACUCCAUCCGUAGCAGACAUAACUAAAGACAUGGUAGUCCAUGAAUCCAUCUAUAGUAAAUUG
This is a messenger RNA of Iphiclides podalirius (scarce swallowtail), 1101 nucleotides long. Lineage: Eukaryota; Metazoa; Arthropoda; Insecta; Lepidoptera; Papilionidae. The record is from the annotation of a GenBank genome assembly.